CCAAGGCUGAGUACAAACCCGCCCUCACGGUUAUUGUCACUUAUCUUGAAUUCGUCUUCUCAGGUCAAAUUUAACAACAUCUAUCAGGAGCUAACUUGUACUCCACAGUCGGCCAGUAGCGGCGUUGGCUUGAGAAGCCCCCCUCCCAACUCCCCUAUGCUCCGUUACCGGCACGAGCAAUUGGCACAUAAACGACCCACCUACAAUCUGGGCCCCCGGAUAACUGCGGUGUCAGGUGGAGAAUGGCACGCCCACUCACCGACAACUGUGGAACCGAACAGUUUCCAGUAUCAGUAAGCCAAGGAUAUAAAGCAUCACUGGCAGGGUUCUCUUCAAUGACAUAUUGAGAAUCCGCGGAGCCAAUUCUUGCGUCCAAGUCAGAAGAAAAAAAGGUUACAGCAUACAAUCAUGGCGCAAGCUGCAGCAAUCGAGCUGACUGAGCUGCCAAACCCUCGUUUCGACGAACUCACAGAGGGCUCCGCGGCGCCGUCGUGCGAUGAUGCCGUCGCCACCAACGGCAGUGGUGAUUCGCCAGUCAACGGGCUGAGCGAGGGCGAGAGCGAGAGACAGAUCAGUUCUCUGCCCCCGGUAGACGGGGGAAAAGACGCAUGGCUGUUCCUCGCUGCGUGCUUCGCCGUCGAAGCCCUGGUCUGGGGCUUCCCGUUCUCCUUUGGCGUUUUUCAGGAGUACUACAGCACCCACGAGCCCUUUGCCGGGCAGCCCAACAUUGCCGUCGUGGGCACCUGCGCCAUGGGCAUCAUGUACCUGACGGCGCCGCUGAUACUCGGUACGGCGCGCAUGUUCGGCCGAUGGACGCGCUGGAUGCCCAUGUUCGGCCUGUUCUUCAUGUGCUUGGCCCUAGCGCUGAGCUCGUUCUCGCAGACAGUCCCGCACCUGAUUGUCACCCAGGGUAUAUUUUAUGCCAUUGGCGGUGGGAUUGCUUAUUGCCCUUGCAUUUUGUACAUGGAUGAGUGGUUCGUCAACCGCAAAGGUCUCGCAUACGGCAUCAUGUGGUCCGGCACGGGCCUGGCGGGCGUGGUGCUGCCGCUGAUGAUGGAAUCCCUGCUCGCGAGCAUCGGCUUCCGGAGCACGCUGCGGCUCUGGUCGGGCCUGCUGUUCCUGCUGACGGCGCCGCUCUCCGUCUUCAUCAAGCCGCGCCUGCCGGUGAGCUCGACGGUGCACGCCAAGCCGUUCAACCUCCGGUUCAUGCUCAUGCCGAGCUUCGUCAUGUACCAGGCCGCCAACAUCAUCGAGGCCACGGGCUUCUUCCUGCCGGGCAUCUACCUGCCCAUGUAUGCCCGCUCCGCGUUUGGCGCGCAGUCGUACGCCUCGGCGACGACGGUGCUGCUCAUCAACGUCGCCAGCGUGUUUGGCUGCGUCGCGAUGGGCUGGUUCACGGACCGGUUCCACGUCACGACGUGCAUCCUGCUGUCCACCAUCGGGGCCACGCUGGGCAUAUUCCUGCUCUGGGGCCUGUCGGCGAGCCUGCCGAUGCUGUACGCGUUCUGCGUCGUGUACGGGCUCUUUGCGGGCUCGUUCACGUCCUGCUGGCCCGGCAUCAUGAAGGAUGUCCUUGUCAGCUCGGACCGCGAGAGGCACGGCAUCGUCGACCCCAGCAUGGUCUUUGGCUGGCUCGCGGCCGGCCGGGGCAUUGGCAACAUCGUGUCUGGUCCGCUGAGCGAGAGCCUGGCCCGGGGCCUCCCCUGGCAGGGACAGGCUGGGUUUGGGUACGGGAGCGGCUACGGCAGCCUGAUUGUGUUUACGGGCGUGACGGCCCUGCUGGGAGGCGGGAGCUGGGUGUGGAAGCGGCUGGGGCUGCUGUAGAUGUCUAAGAUCCCAUGAUCCCUGAACCGGCACGCAAGGAUUCGGACACGCAAUGGGAUAGUUUCCUUGGUGUCUAAGGACUGAGCCGUAGACUGUAAAAAGUCCCGGCAUUAUUUCGGGAUCGGCUACUCAUGAAUCAAAUAAAAUGCAGCUUUUCACUCA
Microdochium trichocladiopsis is the source of this 1986-nucleotide messenger RNA. RefSeq names its product major facilitator superfamily domain-containing protein. The record is from RefSeq and is a predicted model, not a curated record. Gene Ontology annotation, molecular function: transmembrane transporter activity. Gene Ontology annotation, cellular component: fungal-type vacuole membrane. The coding region runs from base 409 to 1824 and encodes 471 amino acids. The transcript has 3 exons. NCBI's taxonomy places the organism in Eukaryota, Fungi, Ascomycota, Sordariomycetes, Xylariales, Microdochiaceae. Gene Ontology annotation, biological process: transmembrane transport.